This is a messenger RNA of Pocillopora damicornis (cauliflower coral), 1664 nucleotides long. Its product is annotated as inhibin beta chain. NCBI's taxonomy places the organism in Eukaryota, Metazoa, Cnidaria, Anthozoa, Scleractinia, Pocilloporidae. The record is from RefSeq and is a predicted model, not a curated record. Gene Ontology annotation, cellular component: extracellular region. Gene Ontology annotation, molecular function: growth factor activity; cytokine activity.
CUACUUGCUAGAUAUAAGACCAACGUUGGCAAUCGGUUCGUUUUGUGGAGUAACCCAGCACCGGCGUGCAAUCGGUCGAAAUUGCUCUGAACAAUUCCAGCAGACGGCGUUAAAAUGAAGCUGUUGAUGAUGUGUUUACUUCUUACUUUCCAUUCCUACCACGAAGCACUGUCGGGUCAAUCUUACGAACAAUAUCUCUCUGAUCUAGAACAGAUUCAUGUGCAAAUGUUCAAGGAAAAACUGCUGAAAGAGCUUGGAUUGUCUUCAGUCCCAAACAUCUCUAAAGAACAAACACCCAAGUUUCCGAAGUUUUUCAAAGAUUACCUCGAGUCGGAACUGAAAGACUUUGCUGCAAAACAUACUGAUUCGAACAACCUGAAGACUGGGAAGGAAGAUCUGUUCUUAUUUGCUAAGCAAGUUACUUCACAACCUAAUGGAGGUAGAAUGAAUUACAUCUUCAAUUCGAGAUCCAGAAAUUCAAAUCUGAUGAUUAGAUCUGCAACUCUAUGGAUUCACCUGGUAGAAUCACUCUCUACAACGGUUGACAAGAAACCGAACCACAGCAACAGCGAUUUGCACCUUUACAAGAAAUACAUAUCGGCUACAGAAAAUGGUUAUGGCAUGACAAGACAGCUUUUCCACUCCGAACGUUUGAAGGCGGCUGCUGGCUGGCAUAAAGUAACAGUGACCGGUACAGUGAAAGAAUGGUUCUCUCUUCAUGUAGACCAUGAUCUCGGCUUGGAUGUUGAAAUGAAAGGAACGCCAUCUCUGGUGAUUGGGAAUGUUAGCGACAACGCUACUGGGCAGACACUUCAGCCAUUUCUUGCAGUCGAAGCGGAAGAGAAGCAGUCCUUAAACCGAAAGAAAAGAGAUAAAGUGUUAACAAAUUGCUCCGCCACCGCCCCGUUGACAUGCUGCUUACACGAGUGGAGAGUUAAUUUCUCCGCAAUCGGCUUGCAUUUCGUGCACCUUCCCAAAACUGCAACUGUUAACUUCUGCGCUGGUAGCUGUAAGUCUUCCGGUCUGUACAGGCCGUCACCCGCCGCUCGAUUGAACAUGCUGAAACGCCUCUAUGGCCGUAGGGUGCAAGAUUUACAGUGCUGUAGGCCACUUUUUAUGGAAAGCGAGACAUUACUUGUCGUACUUGAAAACGGAACAACUUCAACACAUUUGGUCUCUAGAAUGAAAGCCAAAUCUUGCCAAUGUUCUGUUUAAUAACUGGUCACGACAAGCCUAGGUACCCACUCGAUAGCUGUGAUGACAUGGAAAAUUUAUGGCUAUAACUUCUAUGGGCUAUAAAAAAAGAUGUUUAGAAUAACAUUGGAAUCUUAGAGUUGAUGACCUUUUGCGUGACAUUAGAGAAUUUUUUUCUUUAAACAACCAUUGUGUUUGUACAAAGCCCAUCAGGGCGGCUGUAGAGGCUAUAGUUGUACUAUAAAAUACUAUCGGGUUUGUAAUUUGAUGCUUUUUCCCAGAGUUAAAGUGUAAGAAGAGGUUUUUGAGUCUUUUUUUCUUUUUUCAUACUAAUUCUCGUGUAUUGUUCAUGACGUAUCUGUUUUUUAAGGCUUCUAAAAUCAAAUAAUCCGUUGAGAGUCAUAUUUGGAUAUUUUUAUUUUAGAAUACAUCAUAAUAACGCUAGUAUUCCAUGAUGUUUUGCUUUUCUU